AUGGGAGGCGAGACGUCUUCUCGUGCUACCUCAUCCUACCCAAGACUCAGUGCUCAUCCCGUUGGACAAAAGAUUCAGAGCAUCUAUACCGAUCGCUUACGGCAGUUUACAUCUGGUGGCCAAUAUGAAAAGGAGAACCUCCUCGACAAGCUGUACCACAAUGUCUGCGACGACGAAGACCAUGUGAAGCUCUCCGUCUACUCUCCCCCAAAUCUCUCCAGACCGACUUUUCACGAUGCCACUUCUCAUACCUUUCGUCCAACACAUCGCGGUGAAUCCUUCGGUCCGGCUUGGGCUACACAUUGGUUCAAGAUCCAACUCACUGUGCCUAAACACAUGCGAGAUGGAGAACAUCUAGAGUUCCACUGGGACGCAAACAAUGAAGGCAUGGUAUGGACAGAGGAUGGAAACCCUCUGCAGGGUCUUACUGGUGGUGGAGAUCGGACUGAAUGGAUUCUGCCGACAAGUUGGCGGGAUGGCAAAGAGCACAUCUUCUACAUAGAGAUGGCAUGCAACGGCAUGUUUGGCAAUGCACCUGGGGGUGACAGCAUCCAACCUCCAGACCCAAACAAGUACUACACGCUCUGGAAAGCGCAGAUUGUGGAUGUCAAUCUUGCCGCUCGUCAUCUGUAUGUCGACUUUUGGAUCAUCGGCGACGCAGCUCGGGAGUUUCCCGGAGACAGCUGGGAAAAGCAUGAAGCCUUGCAGAUCUGCAACCAGAUCAUGGAUGUCUUCAUCGCUGGCAACGGAUCGGCUGCUUCAAUCCAAAAGGGCCGCGAAAUCGCUCAAAAAUAUAUCGGCAAGAACGUCGACUCGGCAAAGGUCUAUGACUCUGAUGAGAAAAGCAUCGUGUACGGAAUUGGACACUGUCACAUUGACACGUGUUGGCUGUGGCCGUGGGCCGAAACCAAGCGCAAAGUUGCCCGAAGCUGGUCCAACCAGUGCGACCUGAUGGAUCGAUACCCCGAACACCGGUUCGCGGUCAGCCAAGCACAGCAGUACAAGUGGCUGAAGAUGUACUACCCCUAUGUCUUCGACCGGGUCAAAGCCAAGGUCAAGGAAGGGAGAUUCCACCCGAUAGGUGGCAGCUGGGUUGAGCACGACACAAAUAUGCCCAGUGGCGAAUCCUUGGUCAGGCAAUUCCUUUACGGCCAACGGUUCUUCGAGAGCAAUUUUGGCGAACGAUGUCAGACUUUCUGGCUCCCCGAUACCUUCGGUUAUUCAGCUCAACUCCCGCAGAUAUGCCGCCUAGCGGGAAUGACACGGUUCUUCACUCAGAAGCUUAGUUGGAACAAUAUCAACAACUUCCCACACACCACGUUCAAUUGGGUGAGUUUGGACGGGAGUCAGGUCAUCUGCCACAUGGCCCCCAGUGAGACGUACACGGCAGAUGCUCACUUUGGAGACGUCAGAAGAAGUGUCACUCAACAUAAAAGCAUGGAUCAGGACAACACAUCCCUGCUCGUCUUUGGCAAAGGAGAUGGAGGAGGUGGACCUACCUGGUCAAUGCUGGAGAAGUUGAGAAGAUGCCGUGGUCUGAGCGACACGGUUGGACUCCUCCCUCGCGUGCACAUGGGCAAGUCCGUGGAUGAUUUUUAUGCAAACCUGGAGAAGAAAGUUGCAGACGGUACCGAGCUCGUUACAUGGUACGGCGAGCUCUACUUUGAGCUGCAUCGAGGCACGUAUACGACGCAAGCCAACAACAAACUCAAUAACCGGAAGCAAGAAAUUAUGUUGCACGACGUGGAAUAUCUAGCAACUUUGGCAAGCCUGAAGAGCAAGAGCUACAAGUAUCCCAAGAAGGAGAUUGAUGAGAUGUGGGAAAAUGUGCUUCUCUGCCAGUUCCAUGAUUGCUUACCUGGCAGCUCCAUUGAGAUGUGCUAUGAUGACUCGGACGAGCUUUACGCUCACAACGCGAAACUAGGAGAGAAAGUGAAGGAGGAAGCUCUUACAGUUUUGGGGCUGUCCCAACACCUGAAAGCCAACGCUGAGCUUGCAGCAGUCAAUACCGCUCCCUGGAAACGUUCCGAGCUAGUCAAGAUUCCACAGGCCAACGCAAAGUCGCAGGAGCAGAAGUACACAUACAUAUCCGGCGGGCCGGGCAUCUGCAAGACACAUGCCGCUUCGGCGAUUCAAUCGACGGCAUCCAUUGAGGAGGUUCGGAAGGGUGUCUUUGUGUUGAAGAACAGCAUGUUCCAGGCAGAAGUCGAGGCCGGUUGCAUCACAUCAUUAAUUGACCUGAGAGCCAACAGAGAGGUGAUUGCCAAAGGGGGCAAGGGCAACCAGCUGGUGAUGUUUGACGACAAGCCUCUGUACUGGCAGGCCUGGGAUGUGGAGGUGUUCCAUCUCGACUCCAGAAAAGAGCUUAAGUCGGAAGCAUCUGAGAUUGUCGAACAUGGACCGUACAGGGUGAGCGUGGCCACCAAGACACAGGUAAGUAAAGACAGCUGGAUCAAGACCACGAUCAGUCUCGAUGCAUGCGACAGCCAGACCCAGACAGGGUAUCUGCUGGUGGAAGCCGAAGUGGAAUGGCAUGAGAAUAUGAAAUUCUUAAAGGUGGAAUUUCCCGUGGACGUGGUCAACACGGAGGCCAACUACGAGACUCAAUAUGGCAUCAUCCGCCGUCCGACACAUUACAACACGAGUUGGGAUAUGGCCAAGUUCGAGGUGUGCUGCCAUAAAUUUGCUGAUCUCUCAGAGGCCAAUUAUGGUGUGUCGAUCUUGAAUGACUCCAAGUAUGGGUUUGCGACUUGCGGCAAUCUUAUGCGGCUGUCACUCUUGCGGGCGCCCAAGGCACCCGAUGCCCACGCCGACAUGGGCCGUCACCAUAUCAAAUGGGCUAUCAUGCCUCACCAAGGAUCCAUGAGCAGCGACACUGUCCGAGCAGCCUACAACCUCAACCAUCCGAUGACGCUGGUGUCGUUGGUGGAUGACAAACCGCCUAAGGAACUGUUCAACGCCGUGAGCGUCACCGGUGCGCCGUCCUUGAUCCUGGACUGCGUCAAGCGUGGAGAAGACGAUGAAGACGUCUCCCGCGGAGAACUUACCCAGCGAAAGGGACAGAGCGUGAUUCUGAGAAUCUACGAGAGCAUGGGAGGCAAGAGUCGCGGCGUGAUUGAGACGACCCUGCCGGUAAAGAAGGUGUACGAGACCAACGUGCUGGAGGACGACGGCAAGCAACUGGAUAUGUCCGGGAAGAACAAGAUCAGUAUUCCGAUCGAACUGCGGGCGUUUGAGGUCAAGACAUUCAGGUUGCAAUUGUAG
Molecule: messenger RNA, 3264 nt
Organism: Fonsecaea multimorphosa CBS 102226
Lineage: Eukaryota; Fungi; Ascomycota; Eurotiomycetes; Chaetothyriales; Herpotrichiellaceae
Exons: 2
Coding region: 1-3264 (1087 amino acids)
Biological process (GO): oligosaccharide catabolic process; mannose metabolic process
Cellular component (GO): fungal-type vacuole membrane
Molecular function (GO): carbohydrate binding; alpha-mannosidase activity
Source: RefSeq, a predicted model, not a curated record